AUACGUGAUUUAUAAUAAAAUGUUUAAAUGUUUUGUUUGCGAACCCUGUACACCGUGGUACCACCCAGGCAACCUAAACGAUUGGCAACUUUGAUUUAACAAUCGCGUACAAGUAUGGAAGCCCAGUAGCUAAAUCGAUGUUUCCAGCAGCAGCCACAGACACUGUUCAUAUUGUACACAAUCAUCAUGGCGACCCAGGAUGGGAGUGAAGAGAUAACAAUGGAAACGGAAGCCAAGCUUAAAGAGCCAGAACCACUGUGUGAUUAUGUUGACCGAGGUGAUGCUGUAGAGUCUGAUCACAUGUCUCAAGCAGAUGGGGAAAACAAUUCAACUCAGGACCCAACUGUUAGCAAUGGAGAUGACACAGAUGAUGGGAAGGAGAUGGUGGAUCUAAAGAUAAUUUGGAACAAGAAUAAGUAUGACCUGAAAAUUCCUUUGGAUGGCACUGGUGCCAAACUUAAAGAGAGGAUCCAUUCACUCACUGGUCUUCCACCUGCCAUGCAGAAAGUGAUGUACAAGGGAUUGCUCCCUGAGGAUAAGACGCUAAGAGAAAUCAAAGUUACAAAUGGUGCAAAAAUUAUGGUGGUUGGGUCUACAAUAAAUGAUGUACUAGCUGUCAACACCCCAAAAGAGGUAAUGCAACAGGAAGUUAAAGCAGAAGAAAACAAAAAAGAACCUUUGUGUCGGCAAAAGCAACACAGAAAGGUGUUGGACAAAGGUAAACCAGAAGACAUAAUGCCAUCAGUAAAAGGAACAAAGGAACGCUUACCAACAGUGCCUUUAGCUGGAAUGUACAACAAAACCGGUGGAAAAGUUCGACUCACCUUCAAACUGGAACAAGAUCAGCUGUGGAUUGGAACUAAGGAGAGGACAGAGAAAGUCCCAAUGGGCUCCAUAAAAAAUGUGGUGACUGAACCAAUUGAAGGCCAUGAAGACUAUCACAUGAUGGCGUUCCAGCUGGGUCCAACAGAAGCCUCUCAGUAUUGGGUCUACUGGGUCCCUAUACAGUUUGUUGAUGCAAUCAAAGACACAGUCCUUGGAAAGUGGCAGUAUUUUUAAUGUGCCUCCAUAAUUGACAUUGAAAAACUGGGAUCUACAAGAGGAACACAUGAACAUGGAAACUGGAGAAAAUGAGGAAAUCUAAGGAACUUGAUAUUGCAUAUUUGAAAAAGCAAACUGAAGGAUGCCUAUGGACUAUUCAUAUUCUUUGGGGUUUUAAGUGCACUAAGCGGCAGCAUUAUAUUUCCUAGCCCAAUUUCAUCAUUCAAGUUUUUGAGCAAACCCAAGGAAAACAAUGAAACAAUUGUACAGAGAUUGCUAAUGCUUUCCCCAGUUAUUCUUAAAGAAAUAAAACGUAUUUAAGGAAAUAAAUGCACUAGGACAUUUUCAUGUAA
Osmerus eperlanus (European smelt) is the source of this 1394-nucleotide messenger RNA. RefSeq names its product ubiquitin family domain containing 1 (gene ubfd1). The transcript has 7 exons. Gene Ontology annotation, molecular function: cadherin binding; RNA binding. NCBI's taxonomy places the organism in Eukaryota, Metazoa, Chordata, Actinopteri, Osmeriformes, Osmeridae. The record is from RefSeq and is a predicted model, not a curated record. Bases 187 to 1059 code for a protein of 290 amino acids.